AUGGGCAACAAAGUAAGUCCUAAUCUUCUUCAGACCGCUGCCACGGUGAAGAAGUUCUCACACUUCAACGAGUCGGACAUAAAAAAAUGGUCCGCUGAAUUCAAUGCAAGCUAUCCAUCGGGCUACAUGACCGAAAAGGACCUGCAAAUCAUUUUCAAGAAACUAUUUCCAUUUGGUGAGUGCAACCGGUUCACGCUCAUUUUAUUCAGAACGAUAAACAUCAGCGGCACGAAAACAAUCGAUUUCAACGAGCUGUUGAUCGCACAUUCCAUCCUGCGGAAGGGAAGCAUUUUUGAAAAGCUGAGAUGGAUCUUUCGGCUGUACGAUUGUGACAGUGACGGGGUUGUGGGCAAGGAUGAGAUGAUAAAGGUUGUAAAGGCGUUUUUGGACAUGAUAGGUGCGAGCUUUGAUGUGGAUGUGGACGUGGGAAGGUUUGUUGCGGGUAUUUUUGAUGAGCUGGAGAACAAAAGCGGAUUUUUAACGUUUGACGACUUUAAAAUCUUGGCCGGGAAGAAGGCAGAGGUUCUUCAAAUCUUCGAGAUGUUCGAUUAAAACUUGUUUUUUACGCA
Messenger RNA from Vavraia culicis subsp. floridensis, 569 nucleotides. RefSeq lists its product as uncharacterized. Lineage: Eukaryota; Fungi; Microsporidia; Pleistophoridae. Gene Ontology annotation, molecular function: calcium ion binding. The record is from RefSeq and is a predicted model, not a curated record. The coding region runs from base 1 to 552 and encodes 183 amino acids. The transcript has a single exon.